GGAGAGAAGAUGUGUGUGCCUGUGUUUAUAGAUGGAAAUGCGUGGCGAGCAUUUUAUUUAUAGCAAUCAGAUGAAUACUUAAGUUUUCCCUUUGCGUAUUUAACCGAUUUAACAUUUUGAAAAAGCAACAACAAUCCAAUUGCCGGAAUAAUUGCAGUUUGCUGCCAAAAAGGAAACGCCGCUACAUCGGGCCAAUUAUAUAAUGGCUAUGUAAAUAGGGGGACGUGAUUUCUUUGACAUGUCCAGCAACAAGUUUAAACGCAGCUCGCCACAAGUGGCAGGCAAUGGCGGUGGUGGCAUGGCCUCGUCCACCAUCUCCUCAACAGCCUCGAAUCAGCCGAGGCGGCGUGUGAAGCGCUGCUGCCGGAAUUUCGUCACAUUCAUGUGCACGCAGGUGGGCGUGGGCGCCCUAAUUGUUUUCUAUGCGAUAUGUGGGGCACUAACCUUUAUGCAAAUAGAACGUGAAUAUGUGGAUACGACGGCGGCGCACGUUUUGGCGUUGCGUCAGAACUGCUCUCAGGAGCUCUGGUAUAUAACUGAGGAGCACAACAUCUUCAAUAAGUCGCAAUGGGCGAAUGUUACAAACGCCGUACUGCAGGACUAUCAAAUGCAAAUAGCGGCCAUCAUUAAGAACGGCUAUGUGGGACGGAGUCCGGAGCAAAUCUGGAGCUUUCCGGCCGCCCUCAUGUUCUGCCUUUCCGUAAUCACAAUGAUCGGAUAUGGGAAUAUGGUGCCCCGCACUCCCUGGGGCAAGGGAUUCACCGUCAUCUACGCUACUUUCGGCAUACCACUGUAUAUUCUAUAUUUCCUCAAUAUGGGACGCGUGCUGGCGCGAUCCUUCAAGUUUCUCUACCGCUCCAUGCACGAUUGCACGGAGGAGCGGUCCUACGAUGGGCGUCUGGAUGCACUAGAGAGCGGCAGCUAUGGCGGCAUGAGCCAGCCGAGAAAGAAGGUCAUUGUGCCCUCCACAGCCUGCCUGUGGGUCAUCUUCUUCUAUGUGCUGACGGGCACCAUAAUGUUUGCCAAUUGGGAGAAAUGGAGCUUCCUGAACAGCUUCUACUUCUGCAUGACGUCCUUGUGCAAAAUUGGCUUCGGAGACUUUGUGCCCGGCGCCUCACUGACCACAACCGCGGAUGUGGAUGCGGCUACGCAAAAGCUACGCGAGGACAUCACCGCCGAUCCCAAUGAGGUGUCCCAGCUGCAAAGCAUUACCGACCAGCACUCCAAACUGGCCAUCAACUUCAUCUAUAUGCUGCUGGGCAUGGGCCUGGUGGCCAUGUGUCGCAAUCUGAUGCGCGAGGAAGUGAGGGUCAAACUCAAGGAGAUGAAGGAGGAUGCCAAACUCUGCAUGGAGGAUACGCGCAUGCGUUUUGUCGGCUGCUGUGGCGGACCGGGCGAUGCUUAUGACGAUGAUUACUAUUAGAAUGUGUGGCACGAUGGUGGCGGGCGCUUGUUUGUUUGUUUCUUUGGCUUGUUAGUGUUUAUUCAGAGUAUUU
Molecule: messenger RNA, 1496 nt
Organism: Scaptodrosophila lebanonensis
Lineage: Eukaryota; Metazoa; Arthropoda; Insecta; Diptera; Drosophilidae
Product: TWiK family of potassium channels protein 18
Exons: 1
Coding region: 239-1423 (394 amino acids)
Biological process (GO): potassium ion transmembrane transport; stabilization of membrane potential
Cellular component (GO): membrane
Molecular function (GO): potassium ion leak channel activity
Source: RefSeq, a predicted model, not a curated record